Colletotrichum costaricense is the source of this 333-nucleotide messenger RNA. RefSeq names its product BolA-like protein. Gene Ontology annotation, molecular function: 2 iron, 2 sulfur cluster binding. The record is from RefSeq and is a predicted model, not a curated record. The transcript is spliced from 2 exons. Lineage: Eukaryota; Fungi; Ascomycota; Sordariomycetes; Glomerellales; Glomerellaceae. Bases 1 to 333 code for a protein of 110 amino acids. Gene Ontology annotation, cellular component: cytosol; nucleus. Gene Ontology annotation, biological process: intracellular iron ion homeostasis.
AUGGCAAACCAAAUAACAGAGGCCUCGCUAAAGCAGGCCCUCACCGAGCGUCUGCAGGCAAUUCACGUCGAGAUCUCGGAUAUGUCAGGCGGCUGCGGACAAGCCUUCACCUCGACAAUCGUCUCCCCCGCCUUCGAGAAACAAACCUCCCUGAAGCGCCACCGCCUCGUCAACGCCGCCCUCAAGGACGAGAUCGCCCAGAUCCAUGCCUGGAGCGCAAAGUGCCAGACGCCCGCCGAGUGGGAGCGCGAUAGAGCCGCCGCCGGCGGAGGCAGCGACGGCCCGCCGAUGGACGGGACUGUCGGCGGCAGGGUGGAGGGUGUUGCGCAGUGA